CGCCGAGCCUUGGUAUUUCUUUAUUAUUGUCAGGGGUUGGUAUGGGCCAAAGGCUAAGAAUAGUUUUCAUGUUUUUUAGUUUUACAUUUUUAACGAUCGGUGGUAAAUCUAAAGGGAGUAUUUCAUGACAUGUUAAAAUUAUAUGAAAUUCAAGUAUCAGCACCCAUAAAUAAUUCUACUGGACCACUGCCAUGCUCAGUUUCUAUCGACUAAUACGGUUUUUCACUGCAAUAGCAAAAUUUAAAGGGGGAGGGCAAAGGCCAAAAACCCCUUAGAAUAGGACUUCCUCCAGGUUAAAUUUCCUCAGUCUAAUCACUUCCCUAGUCAUCUACAAAUAGAAAGGCAGAAAGGAGUAUUAGCAACACCCUGAAUGCUACAAAUUAGCAAAUCAAAAGACAACCCAAAUCUCACUGUCAACACUCUCUCCACAAAACCAAUGCUAAAGAGGCUGACCACCCAACUAGUGGCUUUCAAAUUACUUUACCUUUGAAUGGAGGUGUCCGUGAACUAGAACAAGUUCCAGUAAUGCUGCUAAAAUCCCACACAGCCAAAUAGCAAUGAGGAAAAACAAAGUUAAUAAACAUAAUUGUCUUUAAUCUUCAAAUUGUUGGCUACCAAAAAAAGUGAACAAAAAGCAAAGGAACAGAACGAAAAAGUAGACCAAUUCAAUUGUAACUAGAGUGUAGGAUCCUAAAUCUUUAGACCUGAAACAUCUGAUCAUAUUUUCUGCAAGAAAAUAGCUUCUGGCUCCCAGGAUGAGAAGUUAAAUGCACGGCGUCUGCAAACAGUUUCACAGCUUACACAGCAACAAGUUAGGCUUUCUCCUCUCCAAAAGUACAACAAAAUUUGCUCAUCUCUUUCUAUCACCAUUCUGCCAAUCGAAUGUUGGGGGCUGGGGAUAGACAAGCUAUCUUUUCUACUACCAACGUCAUACUCCACCUAGCUCCUCCUCCCAGCCCCUUCACACCUCAGCCAAGCACUAACUCCUCCCCGGCUCCUUCGCCUCAGCUCAGCACCUCUUCCCUGACCCAUCACGCUUCUACCUGCCGACUCGUCCUCCCCUACCUCAUCACCUCAGCUGCUUCCUCCAAAAAUCAAAGACCCACGAAAAUUCCACCAGCAGAAGAGCAAAUCAGGGAGCCUAUAAAGGAAAAGCCUGGAAUUCCUAAACAAGCACCAUCUGCUCUUGCGGAGAAACUCACGACACAGCUCCAAAAGAGGAAAUAAGGGCUUGGCUCUCACCCAGUUCGUGAGUGUUUACUGAGAGGCUGCUGCGGUCGGGACCCCGCGCAAGGAGCUGAGGAUACAAAGGUGAGGAGCAGAAUGGCAGCACUCGCUCUCUCUCGGCUCCCACUCCAACGGGGGAGGUAGAUAAUUUCGAUACAGUUCGCCAAGCAGAGGUAGAACUAGAUGCCUUUGAAGCCCACCGCGAGGAAAACUUACCUGAGUCCUGAAUAUUAAAAGCUAAAACGCAACUAGUCGGAAGUGACGUUCUAACUGAGAACCGCAGCCACGUAAUUGGCCGCCUCCUUAACUAGCCACCCUUUCCCCGGACAGACCCAAAGGAAAAGUGUGGCUGAAAGUCCACAAGCCGCCCUAGCCGCUGUCGGGGACUCCCACCCUAUUACGGAUCGGCAAGAGCCAGAGCCAGGACCCACAACCAAAAAAAGAGAAGCCUCGCCAACCUGGGCGCGGGUCCCGCGCCCUGAGGGCAAUGGGCUUCAGCGCUCCCGCACGCGCAUGCGCGGCCCUCUUUCUCCAGGAGGAUUCCUCGGGUCACCUGGACGCCGGCAUCUCAACCACCUGCCCCUCUGGGUCCCUUCUCGUCCUUGCCUCCGCGCUUUGGAUCUCACCUCCGGCUUUCUGCCAUCUCUUUCUCCCGCAGACAUUGUUAAACCUGGCCGCAACCGAUCUCGGAUACCGCAGCUUCCACUGACACGAGCCUCGGCGCGGCUUCCGCUUCCGGCGAGUAUUGUGUGUCGCACAGCGGGGCGGGGGCGAGGGGAGGAGGAAGGAGGGAGGCAGUGCUCCGGCGGCUCCGCGCCCCGCACUCCCGGACCCGAAGCCGGGAAGAAACAUGUUAAACUAGGAUAUGGUGGUCUGGAACUAUUGGUUUUAAGAUACAAAUGGAAUCAACUGGAUCAGGAGAAGUGUGCUGAACUAGAGUUGAAGGAAGCCUCUGAUUCUAACAAGAGAAAACAGAGUUAAAUAAUGGCAGAGACAAGUCUGUUAGAGGCUGGGGCCUCUGCGGCCUCCACAGCUGCAGCUCUGGAGAACUUACAGGUGGAAGCAAGUUGUUCUGUGUGCUUGGAGUAUCUUAAGGAGCCUGUCAUCAUUGAAUGUGGGCACAACUUCUGCAAAGCUUGCAUCACCCGCUGGUGGGAAGACCUAGAGAGGGACUUCCCUUGUCCUGUUUGUCGAAAGACCUCUCGCUACCGCAGUCUUCGGCCUAAUCGGCAGCUAGGCAGUAUGGUGGAAAUUGCCAAGCAACUUCAGUCUGUCAAGCGGAAGAUCCGGGAUGAGAACCUCUGCUCCCAGCACCAUGAACCCCUUAGUCUUUUCUGCUAUGAGGACCAGGAGGCUGUAUGUUUGAUUUGUGCAAUUUCCCACACCCACCGGGCCCAUACUGUUGUGCCACUGGAUGACGCUACACAAGAGUACAAGGAAAAACUGCAAAAGUGCCUGGAGCCCCUGGAACAGAAGCUGCAGGAGAUUACCCGCUGCAAGUCCUCUGAGGAAAAGAAGCCUAGUGAGCUCAAGAGACUAGUGGAGAGUCGCCGACAACAGAUCUUAAGGGAAUUUGAAGAGCUUCAUAGGAGACUAGAUGAAGAGCAGCAGGUGUUGCUUUCACGACUAGAAGAAGAAGAACAGGACAUUCUGCAGCGGCUCCGAGAAAAUGCUGCUCACCUUGGGGACAAGCGCCGGGACCUGGCCCACUUGGCUGCCGAGGUGGAGGGCAAGUGCUUACAGUCGGGCUUCGAGAUGCUUAAGGAUGUCAAAAGUACCCUGGAAAAAUGUGAGAAGGUGAAGACCAUGGAAGUAACUUCAGUAUCCAUAGAGCUGGAAAAGAACUUCAGCAGCUUUCCCCGACAGUACUUUGCCCUAAGGAAAAUCCUUAAACAGCUAAUUGCGGAUGUGACCCUGGAUCCUGAGACGGCUCAUCCUAACCUAGUCCUGUCAGAGGAUCGUAAGAGCGUCAAGUUCGUGGAGACAAGACUCCGAGAUCUCCCUGACACACCAAGGCGUUUCACUUAUUACCCUUGCGUCCUGGCUACUGAGGGUUUCACUUCAGGUCGACACUACUGGGAGGUAGAAGUGGGUGACAAGACCCACUGGGCAGUGGGUGUGUGCCGGGACUCUGUGAGCCGAAAGGGCGAGCUGACUCCACUCCCUGAGACUGGCUAUUGGCGGGUGCGGCUGUGGAACGGGGACAAAUAUGCAGCCACCACCACACCUUUUACCCCUUUGCACAUCAAAGUGAAACCCAAACGGGUAGGCAUAUUCCUCGACUAUGAGGCCGGCACAGUGUCUUUUUACAAUGUCACAGACCGUUCUCAUAUCUAUACCUUCACUGAUACUUUUACUGAGAAACUUUGGCCCCUCUUCUACCCAGGCAUCCGGGCUGGUCGGAAGAAUGCUGCACCACUUACCAUCAGACCCCCAACAGAUUGGGAGUGACAGGUUGGGACAUGGGAAUAACUGGGGUGAGGCAGGGUCAAGUGCUAUGGGGCCUUCCUUCCUGUGUCCUGCUGGAGCGUCUUCAUGACUGCCUGGUUCCAGUCCCGAAUCAUCUUGGAGAAGCACCUCGGUUUCUAGGAUGGUUUGUGUGAAGUCGUUAGGACUGGGCUGUGAGGAGAGAGGAUAGCAGUGUCUUCCCUCCUAACUGUCAGGGUGGGGAGCUGGUUCCCAGGGGAUUGUCUCCCAUGAAGUCCAUCAGGUUUCUAUUGCAUAAGGAUGGGUUGGGAAGGAAGGAAAAGCUUUUCCAGAAACAAAAAAAGUCUGUCAGAGAUUCUGACUUGCUCAAACUGGAGGAGGAAACGGAAAUCCCUGCACAUCCUUUCGGGGGAUUAUUUGACUCAAAAUAGUCUUGUUUCUUCAGGUAGAUCACAGGGGUCUGUGUACCUCUAAAUUGAAGAAAGAUGAAUGACAGUUGCUUUCGUGGGUCUAGAAGUUGAGGAGUUUUUCUGAGGGCAGAGAUUGGGCAUUAAAAAGGUUAAAACAAGGAAAGUCAGGGAAUGGGGGAUAAAGGAACAGAUUCUUAGAGACCAAUGAAGGGGAGUGGGGUUUCUUUGGUCUUCUAUUCCCAGGGUAAAUUUGCCCUUAUGAGUGGGAUUUGCCAGGGGUAGGAGUGUGGGGAAAAGGAGAGGGUGAGAAGAAAGCAGAGGAGAACUCAAGUCCCUGCCUCAGCCAUCAGCAGAGUUGGCUGAUUCCAUGCCUUCUUAUAAUUGGUUGUCUCCAAGAGGUCAGUCAGAGGCAAGGAGGAAGAGGUCCUGCAAGCCACAUCCACCUUUUCACUGUUUCCCCAAGGGAACUUGGAAAGGAGGGUCAGGGAUUAGAGGAAAGAGAAAGGUAUUUCUAUCCAAAGCCCUGGCCUUAAAGAAUGUUACCAAGUAGCUACUCUCAAGUUGUCAGUCUUGUUACCAGCCAAGGUGCCUGAGCCAGAAUGGAAAAAAAGUAAUGUAGUUUUUCUUACCCUGAGGACAGGGUAGAAGAGGAUGGUGUGUGUACUGAAGGGCCAGAAAGGCAACUUCUUUUGGCCUGUAUGAAUCUGGCCUAGAACUGUUGGUUACAAGAGCCAGACUUUUGUGUGUUUGUUGCCACCCCUCACCCUUUACCAUUCCCCUUUUCAGAGAAUGUAAAUCAUUUUAAUGUUAGGCCAAAAUAAAUAAUUUUAGGGUACAUAUGUUGUCAUAAAAGGUAAAGCAAUGCAUGCCAAACCAAACUAAAACUAUUUGGAUUAUCUGUUCUUUGGGCAAUCUUCACAGAAGACUGAAACAAGAAACUGCAGUUUAUUGAGGGCAUUUCAGUUCCUCCUACCACCUCAACAGGAUUUUGUCCAGACUCUCCUCCUCUUACCUUUGUGCCUUGACUGUGGUUCUUUGUGGCAAGAUACUUUGGUUGGUAAAAAUAAUAUGGAACAAAGGAUCCACUGAAGUGA
Otolemur garnettii (small-eared galago) is the source of this 5158-nucleotide messenger RNA. Its product is annotated as E3 ubiquitin-protein ligase TRIM39. Lineage: Eukaryota; Metazoa; Chordata; Mammalia; Primates; Galagidae. The record is from RefSeq and is a predicted model, not a curated record. The coding region runs from base 2212 to 3678 and encodes 488 amino acids. Gene Ontology annotation, biological process: positive regulation of apoptotic signaling pathway; protein stabilization; negative regulation of proteasomal ubiquitin-dependent protein catabolic process. The transcript is spliced from 8 exons. Gene Ontology annotation, molecular function: protein binding; zinc ion binding.